AUGGAGAUGGGAAUGUCUUCUCUUUUUUUGAAGGUCCGAGUUUGUCAAACAAUGAAUUUUCCUGAUGACUUUCAUGAUCUCAAAUUAUGUGGAAAACCUAAAGGAAUAAAAUUAAUUUUAGAAGAGCGUGAAUUAUGGCCAAAAGAAGGUUUAAGAUUAACUUGCACUAAUAAGAACAUUGAAGCAAAUACAAGUUAUCCAAAUUGUUGUGCAAGGCAUAAAUUAUAG
Messenger RNA from Entrophospora sp. SA101, 228 nucleotides. The record is from the annotation of a GenBank genome assembly. Lineage: Eukaryota; Fungi; Glomeromycota; Glomeromycetes; Entrophosporales; Entrophosporaceae.